Balaenoptera acutorostrata (minke whale) is the source of this 1377-nucleotide messenger RNA. It is a transcript of the gene RWDD2A, whose product is annotated as RWD domain containing 2A. The transcript has 2 exons. The record is from RefSeq and is a predicted model, not a curated record. NCBI's taxonomy places the organism in Eukaryota, Metazoa, Chordata, Mammalia, Artiodactyla, Balaenopteridae. Gene Ontology annotation, molecular function: protein binding. Bases 1 to 879 code for a protein of 292 amino acids.
AUGUCUGCUUCAAUGAAGGAAUGCCUUCAACUUCAGCUGCUGGAGAUGGAAAUGCUGUUUUCUAUGUUUCCUAACCAAGGAGAAGUAAAACUUGAAGAUGUCAAUGCCCUGACGAAUAUAAAGAGAUAUUUGGAAGGCACAAGGGAGGCACUGCCACCAAAAAUCGAAUUUGUGAUUACACUCCAGAUCGAGGAGCCCAAGGUGAAAAUUGACUUGCAAGUAACCAUGCCUCACAGCUACCCCUAUGCAGCACUGCAGCUGUUCGGACGGUCAUCCGAACUUGACAGACAACAGCAGCUCCUUCUCAACAAAGGUCUCACUUCUUACGUAGGGACUUUUGACCCAGGUGAGCUCUGUGUGUGUGCGGCCAUCCAGUGGUUGCAGGACAACAGUGCCUCCUACUUCCUGAACAGGAAGCUCGUGUACGAACCGUCUACACAAGCAAAGCCGGUCAAGAACACAUUCCUGCGAAUGUGGAUCUACAGCCACCAUAUAUAUCAGCAGGACCUACGGAAAAAGAUUCUGGAUGUCGGGAAAAGGUUAGACGUGACAGGAUUUUGCAUGACGGGAAAGCCGGGGAUAAUCUGUGUGGAAGGCUUCAAAGAGCACUGUGAGGAAUUCUGGCACACAAUUAGGUAUCCCAACUGGAAACACAUUUCCUGUAAGCAUGCCGAAAGUAUCGAAACAGAAGGAAAUGGGGAGGACCUGCGCCUUUUCCAUUCUUUUGAAGAAUUACUUCUUGAGGCCCAUGGUGACUAUGGCUUAAGGAAUGACUAUCACAUGAAUCUGGGCCAGUUCUUAGAAUUUCUCAAAAAACACAAAAGUGAGCAUGUUUUCCAGAUAUUAUUUGGUAUCGAAAGCAAAAGUUCUGACUCCUAGGAAGCUAUUAAGAGACCUAUGCUUGUAAUCUCGCUAAGUUAGUAUUUCUGUUAAUAAGACCAAAAUAAAAGGACCAGUUAAGCAUCAUCUGUGGGGAACCUAGCUCCAGCAUUUUCCCCUGGAAAUGAAACACAGAAGGCUUUUAACUUUAUAACAGUGCAAUUGUGAUGUUACCUCUAUGUUCUUGUGUUAAUUGAAAGCUAUUUAAUGGUAAAUUAAUAAAAACCUGUCAGUUAAACCAGUGAAGCUAAUUUGAUUAAAAAGGAGUCCAAAGCCCAGUUUAAUGGCAGUCGUCAAAUUGCAGCUCCGAACUCACAAAUAUGAAUAACAUUUCUCCUUUUCAUGUUGCUAGCAUGCAGGUGACACCCCACAUUUUUCUAAGUCAAGUUUAAAAUCAGAACAAAGAGAGAGCACGUGUUUACCACGUUUCUCACUUAAACUCCCUGUUUGGGGUUUUUUCUUUUCAUAAAGCCAAAUCCUAACUGUAAUGGUGGUGAC